Messenger RNA from Hippocampus comes (tiger tail seahorse), 3668 nucleotides. Its product is annotated as RNA-binding motif, single-stranded-interacting protein 1-like. The transcript is spliced from 13 exons. Lineage: Eukaryota; Metazoa; Chordata; Actinopteri; Syngnathiformes; Syngnathidae. The record is from RefSeq and is a predicted model, not a curated record. Gene Ontology annotation, molecular function: RNA binding. Bases 341 to 1552 code for a protein of 403 amino acids.
UUCCCCUCGCUCUUCCCGCCGCUCCCAUACGUUGACUUCGUCUGUACUCUAGUUCACAUGAAGAGGAUGUGAUCCGUUCUCGAAGAUUUUUUAAACUAUCCUUAUAAGGUGUUAGAAGAUUGUGUCGAAGUAACUUUGAGAGCAUACGUCCACCAACCUGCUGUUUUGUUUUUCAAUAGAAUUUAAAGACAGAACACCAGGGAUCCUCAUUGUUGCCCCCCCCCCCAAAAAAAGGGCAUAUCACAAGAUUAUAUCACUUGGUGCUCUGAUCUUCUCCGCUUUGCCUGUUCAGAUUAUCUUUGCAAAACCGCAGACAUAUGCGUCUCCCUCCAAUCAUCAGAUGGCUCCUCCAAGCCCCAGCAGCAACAGCGGCAAUACCAGCACCAUCAGCAACAUCAGCAAUAAUGGCGUCGAGCAGCUAAGCAAAACCAACCUGUACAUCCGUGGCCUCCACCCCGGAACCACAGACCAGGAUCUGGUCAAACUCUGUCAGCCCUAUGGGAAAAUCGUGUCCACAAAGGCUAUACUGGACAAGACAACCAACAAGUGCAAAGGCUAUGGCUUUGUGGACUUUGACAGUCCAGCCUCGGCUCAGAAGGCAGUGACAGCGCUGAAGGCGGUGGGCGUGCAGGCUCAGAUGGCCAAGCAACAGGAGCAGGACCCCACCAAUUUGUAUAUUUCCAACCUGCCGCUUUCCAUGGACGAGCUGGAGCUGGAGAACAUGCUUAAGCCCUUUAGCCAGGCUAUUUCGACACGCAUCCUGCGGGACGCCAAUGGAAUCAGCCGAGGAGUGGGCUUUGCCAGGAUGGAGUCAACAGAGAAAUGUGAGGCCAUCAUCCAGCAUUUCAAUGGAAAAUAUAUCAAGACUCCACCCGGAGUUUCAGUUCCACCAGAGCCUUUAUUGUGUAAAUUUGCUGAUGGAGGCCAGAAGAAGCGCCAGAGUCAAGGAAAAUAUCUGCAAAACGGACGGAGCUGGACCAGAGAUGGAGAGACUGGUGGAAUGACCCUUACAUAUGAUCCCAGCACCGCCUUAGCAAACGGGUUCUACUCCUCUCCCUACAGCAUGGCUCCCAACCGGAUGAUCGGGCCCGCCUCGCUUUCUCCUUACAUGCAUUCACCUGUGUCCGCCUACCAGGUACACGCAAGUGCUUGUGGGAAUUUGUUCUCAUUCAAAAAGUCAACACAAGUGAUGACAAAUGUGACAAAAUUUUCACAUUUGCUUGCUUGCCAGGUGCAUAACCCUUCUUGGCUUCACCACCAGUCGUACAUCAUGCCGCCCACGGGAGCUGUCCUGACGCCGGGGAUGGAGCACACCAUGUCCAUCCAGCCUACGUCCAUGAUGGCGCCCCUGGCACAGCAGCUCAGUCACCUCUCCAUGGGCAGCAGCGGCACGUACAUGCCUGCAAACACAUCUAUGCAAGGGACGUACAUCCCCCAGUACACCCAAGUGCCUCCCGCCAACAUCUCAGUCGAGGAAAGUGCCGUCCAACAGCCUGUUGCAAUCGAGACACGCACUGAACACACAAGCUACUCCUACCAGCAUGACAAGUGAAGGCAACAAUCUCUCUUUUGAAGAACAUGGACUGUUACACAAAGAGGACACUUUGUAGUUUUUUUUUUUUUGGUUGGUUGGUUGUUUUUUUUGUUCUUUUGGAACUACUCCAGUCUGACAAAGAUGGUGAAUGUCAGGCGAAAAGGCGUUUGGAUGGACUGAAGUAGGCGACUGUAUUUUGAUGAACACACAUUUCAAGCCAACAUGUUUUGCUUUGGUUUGUUCUGUGGGGAGCUUUUCCCCGCUUCUUUUUGUUGUAUAUAUACUUGUGUUUGUUGGUGUGAUUCUUGCUCCUUGUGCCCCCAAUGUUUGUUAAAAGACAAAGCAACUUGAGUCCGUUUAGGAGACAUUUACUCCCAAUUUGACAGCGUAACUCUUUAAAUUUGGGUGGAUGACAGAGGGGUGGGGGGGCGUGAAUGAUACAGUGGCAGUUGAAUCUGUUCUGAAAGCUAACUAGAAGAGAGAGGGGAGUGUUGUGCUCAAGUCAUUUCCGGAUGCAAGCGUCCUGACGACGCUUUCGACAAUCAGACAAUUCCUGUAAUCACGGUGCUUGAUUAGAGAGAGAAGAGCAACAUUGAUUGAAUCAUUCCAGUGAAUAUCUUUGCUUGUGCUUAAAAGAAGUGCUAAUCAUGUUGCUUUCCGUACUACAGUCACACCUGACUUCUUGGAAUAUUCAAACAAGUUGGCCUGCACAUCACGAGUGCAUUUUCUCCUUUUCUGCAAAAGGGCUGACAUCCCCCAAUUGUAUUUCUACCAAACUGUCUACAUCCAUAUGAUAAAAUAUGGACCGCAGGUGUAAGAAGCAUAGCUCUGCCUUCUUGUGGCCAAUGGCAUGCUUUCAUACUGGCCUUUUUGUUGUGACUGCUUUAUGUUUUGGGGUGUGCUAUUUUUGUAUUAUUUAAAUGUUUUCGGUUUCAUUCAUGUAUGAUGUUUUUCAGAUUCAUCCUAUUUUUCAAAGAAACCCUGAUUUUUAUUUUUGAUAGUGUGUUGUGUGCAUCAACGGUGUUUCCAUAUUUUUGGUAUGUUUAAACGUUUUAUUUGACGUUCUGUGUGUCGUUCAAUGUCAUCGAGGCUUUAAUGUGUAUUUUUGUUUUGUUUGUUUUUCCAGCUAUUUCUUUUGCAUCUGUUACAAACUUCAUGAGCAUGAUUCCUGAUCUGGAAUUGAUUCUUUGUUGUUGAGGCUACGUUUACAUCACGUUCCCAGCAGCCACGGCAGCCCCGUUUGCCCGAAACGUCCUGCACGACAGGGUUUUCGACAUAUUUUUCCUCCGUGUUAGAUUCUCAGUCUGUUGUGGUGCCGCACUAUGUUUGAGUUUACCGGACGUUUUUGGAUCCUUCAUACAUAGCACACUGUGUGAAUGAUUUCUGCAGAUCAACGUCUGACACCCGGCAUCGUUGGAGCGUUUAUUGUCCCAGCAGUCAUUUGAAGCUCCAGAGUGCGCACCCUCCAUACAACCUUUGAUGAAAUUGUAGUAUGUUUUCUGUCAACGACAAAUUCAUUAGUCCAUCUUUUUGUUCCGUGCAAAACAGCCUGUGAACAUAUGAGAUUGUGUUGCCGUGCUCCCGUCCACUUUGCACCGCCUCCUAAUCGUUCCAUGUUAUUAUGAACUGUACUCUCACAUUUGAUUGCGUCCACCCCCGUCUCCCUUUGGCAAACUAGUUUUCUCCUCAGCACUGGGACAAAAUGUGACGAUUUCUACAUCUUGCCUGGCAUCCACGGCCUGUCACGUUUGCCCUCCCGUUCCCCCACGUUGUCUCACGGCCGUCCCUUUGUGUCCAUGUUGUUGCCACGGCUGCUGGGAACGUUGUGUCGAGGUGGCGUUGAGGUUUAGAUGCUACAAACAAACUUACCUCAUCUUCAUAGGUUCAGUUUUGUGUAAGGGCUUACAGGCAAUAAGCAGUUUUAGUAGGCUGUUCACAGCUGGUACUGUGUCAAUAUCCUGUAUGUCCUCCUUCCAAACUGCGCCAAUCAAGUCCAAGGUCUGAUGAUCUAUGCAAUUAAUUUAUAACCCUUACAAAGGCAAUAGUACACUUCCCAAAAAUAUGACCUCACAGUGGGCACCUUUAAGUGCUGUGACAAAUGGAGACUGCAUAAUAAAGGGAACUUUUGUUGUGA